Homo sapiens (human) is the source of this 1836-nucleotide messenger RNA. It is a transcript of the gene LCNL1, whose product is annotated as lipocalin like 1. The record is from RefSeq and is marked validated. The coding region runs from base 595 to 1089 and encodes 164 amino acids. The transcript has 3 exons. Gene Ontology annotation, molecular function: small molecule binding. Lineage: Eukaryota; Metazoa; Chordata; Mammalia; Primates; Hominidae.
AGGCCCAGGUCCCCAUCCAGGCCAACUUUGAUGCCAGCCAGGUGUGCCCAGCCCUGUUUCCUCCUCAUCUCCAAUGAGUCCUCCCGGCUUUGGUGCUGCACCCCGGGUCCCUGUCCACACCCUCUUUGAUCCAGGCUCAGCAGGGCUAGGGGCAGGGGAAACCCCCACCUCACCCGCUCCGUCUGACUGGAGUAGGGGUUGGCUGGGGAAGACUGCAGCCUCCAUCCUACCUUUUCAGUUGCAUCCCCCAACAAUCCCCAGGGCCCAAAAUAGGGACAAGUUGGUUGCCUGUGCCUCACUGUCCCCCACCCACCCCACAAAGACCUGUGACCUUGCCACAGCCCCACCCAUCCAGCCGUACCCCCUGGGUGCCAGCUGCAGACAGGCCGGUGCUGGGCUGGUGGGGGCCAGUUGCUCAUGUACUGAGGCCCCCCUCCCUCAGUUCUGCAUCGGGGUCGAGAUGUGUACAGCAGCCCCUGCCGUGGCCAGGAAGCAGCUGUGUCGGGGCAGAAUGUGGUGGGCUCAGGCCCAGGGCACAGGGGCGGCCUCCCAGCCUUCCCUGCACUUGCCCUGCAGUUCCAGGGCACCUGGUACAUGGUCGGGGUGGUGUCAGAUGACCAGGACUUCCUGGACUCCAAGGACACCAUGAAGAUGGCUGUGGUCUUAGUGACCCCCUUGGGGAAUGGUGACCUGGCCCUCAAGUUUGGAUACCCCACGCCCCAUGGCGGGUGCCAGAAAAUGGACACGACCUUCACCGAGGGUGCUGUACCGGGGCAGUUCAGCAACCCAGCCAUGGCCCUGAGUGACAUCCGAGUGGCCUUCUCCGACUACCAGCACUUUGCCUUGCUGUACUUGGAGAUGCGGAAAGGGGGCCUGCGGAACCAGUGGCUGCAGCUCUACGGUGGGCGGGCUGCGGGGCGGAGACCCAGACACCCCCGCUUCGGGUCUGGGAUGUCACCCCUGUGCCUGCACCAGCCCUUUCUGCACGCGGAAGGUGGAACCGCUGGCUCCUGGUGUCUGUGGCCGCGGGUCCCGGCCCCUCCCUGCCCCUCUCUCCCUCUCUUCGCCCCUCCAGCCCCUUCCCUUUAGCUUACCCGCCCUCCCCACCUUCAGCUCGAGCGCCCGAGCUGUUUCCCGAAGGCGCCCAGAAGAUGCAGCUACUGGCGCCCCAAGUGGGCCUGAGCCCCAGCCAGGGCGUCCUGCUGCCGAAGUCGGGUGAGCGGUGCCGGCAGCCCUGCUGGGAGGGCCAGGCCCCGGGUCACACCCCUGCUGGAAGGGCCAGGCCCUGGUCACUCCACUGAUCUCAGAUUCGGGACAGAAGUGCCCGGGGCAGACCCAGCCUGUCUGGGUCGGGGGAGGGCGAGACGUUGCCCAGGCCGGUGUUCCCAGGAGGAGAUCGCCUUGGGGCAGGUCGGGGGCCUCCGUCCCAGGGAAGGGGGCGCGGGGUGGCGCCUCAGGCUCGAUCUCUCUGCAGACCAGUGUGCGGGCGCGCUCUCCCGGGUGAGUAGACCAUGGCCAUGCGGAGCCGCGGACCAUGGGCCCUCCCAGCUCGGUGGGCUGCACCGCGGGGCCCUCUACCUUCGGGGCAGCUAGGGACGACAGCGGGGGUGAUGGGGCACCCGGGCGGAUCCGAGCCGCAGCAGCCUGGGGAACCGCGGGGCUGCGCGUCGGGAGGGGGCGGAGGCAGGGGACGCCGCCCACCUGCUCCUUGUUUUGCAGUGAGGGGUCCAGCCCCUGAGUGCCCGCAGGGGUCAGCUGCUCCGUGCGCCCAGCCCUGCCCAAAGAGCCCCCUCCCUCCACACCCUGGCCCCAAGCGCAAUAAACACCCUGAAUGCC